AUGGCGAAAUCUAUCGGUGCUAUCAAGUUGGCAUUACAGGGUUUGAAUUCCAUAUUGGAGGGUAAAGAAAGUAGGCUGAAGUUGGACUUCUCUCCUUGGAGGCAGGAGUUAACGGAGCAGAAAAUGAAAUACCCAUUGAAUUAUAAGACUUUUAGUGAAGCCAUCCCGCCACAAUAUGCUAUUCAGGUUCUAGAUGAAUUAACUAAUGGAAGUGCCAUUAUGUUAGUACAGGUGUGUGUGGGGCAACACCAGAUGUGGGCUGCCCAAUACUAUAAGUACAAAAAGCCACGCCAAUGGUUGACAUCUGGUGGAUUAAGAGCAAUGGGAUUUGGUUUGCCCGCUGCUAUAGGUGCGGCUGUUGGAAGACCGGGUGAGGUUGUGGUUGACAUUGAUGGUGAUGGGAGUUUUAUCAUGAAUUUGCAGGAGUUAGCAACAAUUAAGGUGGAGAAUCUCCCAGUUAAGAUUAUGUUACUGAAUAAUCAACACUUGGGAAUGGUGGUUCAAUGGGAGGAUCGGUUCUAUAAGGCUAACAGAGCACACACUUACCUUGGUGAUCCUGCUAAUGAGGAAGAGAUCUUUCGUAAUAUGCUGAAAUUUGCAGAGGCUUGUGGUGUACCUGCUGCAAGAGUGACACACAGGGACGAUUUUAGAGCUGCCAUUCAAAAGAUGUUACACUCCUGGUCCAUACUUGUUGGAUGUGAUUGUACCUCAUCACGAGCACGUUUUACCUAUGAUUCCCAGCCGCGGAGCUUUCAAAGAUGUGAUUACAGAGGGCGAUGUGAGACGUUCCUAUUGACUUUGAGAAGCUACAUAACUAGUUCUAGGCAUUGUAUUAUCUAA
This is a messenger RNA of Solanum dulcamara, 840 nucleotides long. RefSeq names its product acetolactate synthase 2, chloroplastic-like. Lineage: Eukaryota; Viridiplantae; Streptophyta; Magnoliopsida; Solanales; Solanaceae. Gene Ontology annotation, biological process: L-valine biosynthetic process. Gene Ontology annotation, cellular component: acetolactate synthase complex. Gene Ontology annotation, molecular function: magnesium ion binding; flavin adenine dinucleotide binding; thiamine pyrophosphate binding. The record is from RefSeq and is a predicted model, not a curated record. The coding region runs from base 1 to 840 and encodes 279 amino acids. The transcript is spliced from 2 exons.